Messenger RNA from Lingula anatina, 514 nucleotides. RefSeq lists its product as uncharacterized. NCBI's taxonomy places the organism in Eukaryota, Metazoa, Brachiopoda, Lingulata, Lingulida, Lingulidae. The record is from RefSeq and is a predicted model, not a curated record. Gene Ontology annotation, molecular function: oxidoreductase activity.
CCAGAAACGCGCGCCGUAGUAAAUAUCGCCAGCGUAUCUGCCCAUUGCAGUCAGAAGCAGCACUGGACGUACAACAGUAGCAAAGGGGCGAUCUUACAGCUUACCAAGUGCAUGGCGCUUGACCUAAUCAAAGACGGAAUACGGGUCAACUCUGUUUCUCCUGGAAUAAUUAAUACCCCUGCUCUUGACGCUAUCGUUGGAAGUGACGAAAUUCAGAGAGCGUUUUACGGUAGCACCCACAUGAUGAACCGAAACGGUGAAUGUUCGGAAAUUGCCGCCGCCAUUGUCUUCCUCUGCAGCAGAGACGCUUCCUUUAUCACUGGCGCUGAUCUCUCGGUAGAUGGCGGUUACACAGCGAUGGGACCUGAACGACACGGCCAGGACGGCCCUAAUUUUACCGCAGCCAUUCCGGAAUAAUAGCAAUAGUUGAUGAACAGGGCUGGGGCGUUCAGCAGUCCAAACGGCAACUACCAACAAACUAGGUUAUACCUCAUAUAAUAUCGUCAUAUGCAUG